Messenger RNA from Lachancea meyersii CBS 8951, 3057 nucleotides. The record is from the annotation of a GenBank genome assembly. Lineage: Eukaryota; Fungi; Ascomycota; Saccharomycetes; Saccharomycetales; Saccharomycetaceae.
AUGCGUCUGAAAAAUUUGUCUUUUGCCUUCGUGGCAUUGCUGCCGAGCCUAACUUCAGCCUUAACUGAGCAGUCGUCGAAAGAACUCAUUUUCGGCUCACAAGAUUUGGUAAGGACGCCAGACGAUGACGGUAAAUGUCCUCCCUGCUUCAACUGCAUGCUACCGGUGUUCGAAUGUAAGCAAUUUUCCCGGUGCAACUCUAACACCGGACGCUGUGAAUGCUUGGCAGGUUUCGGUGGAGACGAUUGUUCCAAGCCGCUAUGCGGUGCAUUGUCAGACGGCAAUGAUAACAGGCCACAGAGAGACAACGAGACUGAAAGAUGUGAGUGUGAACAAGGCUGGGGCGGCAUAAACUGCAACAUUUGUGAAAAUGACACCGUCUGCGAUGCUUUCAUGCCCGAGGGUCUGAAGGGUACGUGCUACAAGAACGGGAUGAUAGUCAAACAGUUUCACCAGGGUUGUGACGUCACAAACGCUAAAAUUGUACAGAUAUUGAAUGGCAAGAAGCCUCAGGUCACCUUUUCCUGCAGCAAGUCCUCUGGCGAGUGCAACUUCCAAUUCUGGAUUCAAGAAAUUGAAAGCUUUUACUGCGGUUUGUCGUCCUGCGAAUUCAAUCACGAUUUGAAGACGAACUCUUCGCACUACAAUUGCGAGUCAGUGCAGUGUAAAUGCGUGCCAGGGGAGAUGUUAUGCGGGCAGAGAGGCUCAAUUGACAUUUCAGAGUUUUUGACAGAAACUAUCAAGGGGCCCGGUGAGUUCACCUGUGAUCUGAAUUCGAAAAAAUGUAAGUUCAGCGAACCUAGUAUGAAUGACUUGAUUUCUACAGUUUUUGGAGAUCCUUACAUUACUCUCAAAUGCGAGUCAGGAGAAUGCGUUCACUACAGCGAAAUCCCAGGCUAUGAACAGCCUUCCAAGGACAAACUUUCCCUUUUCCACAUAAUUAUGCUCUCCGCUACGUCUGUCUUGUUUCUGUCACUCACAAUUGUUGCCAUAGUCUUUGUUUCAAAAAGCCCCUUUUUCAGCAGCCCACCUAUUCAUCUAGACGAUGACAAUGACGAUGAUGGUGAUUUCCUAAAAUUUAGCCUCAAAUCUACUCUUACCUUCGAAGAUAUUGAAUAUCGCCUUGUAACGGACAAAGGGGAAGUCAAACUGUUGAAUGGCAUCAGUGGAUCUGUCAAGUCUGGCGAAAUAAUGGCACUUAUGGGUGGUUCCGGCGCCGGAAAAACCACACUACUGGACAUAUUGGCUAUGAAAGAUAAAGCGGGUAAAGUAACAGGAUCAGUGAAGGUGAACGGAUGCGAAUUGACAAAGCAAAAACUUUCGAAGAUAAUUGGAUUUGUGGAUCAGGAAGAUUAUUUGCUGCCAACAUUGACAGUGUAUGAGACCGUACUAAACAGUGCACUUUUGCGUCUUCCGAGAAACCUAAGUUUUGCCGCUAAGCAAAAGAGAGUAUAUCAGGUUCUUGAAGAACUUCGGAUCAUCGACAUUAAAGAUCGGAUCAUAGGGGAUGACUUUGAAAGAGGAAUAAGUGGUGGUGAAAAAAGAAGAGUUUCAAUUGCUUGUGAGCUUGUCACAUCACCAUCGAUAUUAUUUCUUGACGAACCUACUUCAGGUCUUGACUCCAAUAACGCGAACAACGUGAUUGAAUGUUUGGUGCGCCUGGCCCUGCACUACAAUAGAACAUUGGUUUUGUCGAUUCAUCAACCAAGAUCGAACAUUUUUAAAUCAUUUGACAAGCUUGUUUUGUUAAGUCAGGGUGAACUGGUUUAUUCUGGCGUCGCGACAGAAGUGAGUGAGUUUCUACAGAAUAACGGUUACGAAUGCCCAUCGGACUACAACAUUGCCGAUUACUUGAUCGACAUCACUUUUGAAGCCAAGAAGACGUACACAAAAAUAUCAGCUACACCGGAUGACAUAGAGUCGAAUAUACAUAACGGUGAAGGGCGAGACUUUUCGACUGUUGCUGACUCCAGAAAGGACUCUGUAACAGCCACUCAGCGCGAGUGGGAACAUUAUGCCGUUCACCGGGAUGAGCUUCGAUCAUUGCUGGACCGUCCCGAAAAUAUGCAAGGAGGCGGAUUAGGAAUGCUGAAUACAAAAGUUUUGCAUUCCAAAUUUAAGGAAAGUCAGUACUUCGCUGGACUUAUCCAAGACAUCGAGACCAUCAAGAGCUUAGCAGCAGAGGAUUCAAUUGAAACGCACAACCCUGCGAAACCGGCUACGUUUAGGACUCAACUUAUAAUCCUGUCCUCGAGAACAUUCAAGAAUAUUUACAGAAAUCCAAAAUUGCUGCUUGGUAACUACCUGGUUACUCUCAUGCUGGCCUGCUUUUUGGGUUUACUGUAUUACGACGUGGAAAACAACAUUAGUGGAUUUCAAAAUCGUCUGGGUUUAUUCUUCUUCAUUUUGACUUACUUUGGAUUUCUAACCUUCACGGGUUUGACAUCGUUCUCAUUAGAACGAAUCAUCUUCUUGAAAGAACGGUCGAAUAACUACUAUUCUCCUAUGGCUUACUACAUCAGUAAGAUCAUAAGCGAUGUUUUACCUCUGAGAGUGUUACCUCCCGUGAUACUAGCACUGGUGGUGUAUCCCACCGUAGGGCUUAACAUGACGGACGCGGCUUUUUUUAAAUUCGUUGGAAUCAUGAUACUGUUCAACGUCGGUAUUGCUUUGGAAAUUCUGACCGUGGGAAUUUUCGUGGAAGACCUCAACAAUUCCAUUGUCGUCAGCGUUCUAAUUUUACUGGCUUCACUGCUGUUCAGUGGCCUUUUCAUCAAUACUAAGGACAUCAGUAACAUGGCCUUCAAAUACCUGAAGAAUUUCUCGAUUUUCUACUAUGCGUACGAAUCCCUGAUUAUCAAUGAGGUCAAAACUCUCAUCCUUAAAGAAACAAAGUAUGGGCUCAACAUCGAGGUUCCCGGCGCUACUAUUUUGAGCACUUUUGGAUUCCUCGUUCAAAACUUUUUGUUCGACGUCAAGCUGCUGAUUGUUUUCAACAUUCUCUUCUUGAUCCUAGGGUACAUUGGACUCGAGCUGAUUGUUGUCGAGCAGAAGUGA